GUGCAACUAGCUUUCGUGUCUCUGUUCUUCUUCUCCCUUCGUUUCCUUCUCCCCGAGCCCAGCAGCAUGAGCUCAACCAGACCCUACGAUGUGGAAGAACACCGUUGGAGCACUGGCCUCUGUGGCUGCUUCGACGACAUCAAAAGCUGCUGCCUCACCUUCUGGUGCCCAUGCGUCACGUUCGGACGGAUAUCAGAGAUUGUGGACAAAGGGGCAACAUCUUGCGUCUCGAAUUGCGCAAUCUUUGCGCUGAUCUGCCUCCUGGAUCGGUGGGCAUGGCUCUAUUCAUUCUCCUACCGAACCAGACUCAGACGAGAACUCGGGUUGAAGCAAGAUCCUUGCCAUGACUGCUUAGUCCACUGCUUCUGCAUGCGCUGCGCGCUUUGUCAAGAGUACCGAGAGCUCAAGAACCGCGGAUUCAACAUGGAGAAGGGAUGGGAAGGAAACGCCAACAAACAUGGAGAAGUGGCAAUGCCUCCAAAGGUGGAAGGCGACAUGAAGCGCUAGAGUCCUGUGGCUGAUUAAGGCCUACAUCUUAUAUCGACUAAGAAUGUAGUUCUCUUUACUCUAUUUGAUCAUGCAAGUGAACUUGUUUCUCGGAAUAACAUAUGUCAUGUGUUAUUCUUAUUCUGUGUGAUUAGUAAAGUCGGAGCUCAGCUCCUAAUUUUAUUGUCAUUUUCAUGUGGUUGGCGCAGUAUGUGCUAGGAGUUUGAUUAAGUUUGUACCGUAAGACCUUUCGAGUGAGUAUUGAGUUGUCAACUUAUGAAUCUUUUGAUAGCAUUGUCCAA
This is a messenger RNA of Eucalyptus grandis, 788 nucleotides long. Its product is annotated as cell number regulator 2. NCBI's taxonomy places the organism in Eukaryota, Viridiplantae, Streptophyta, Magnoliopsida, Myrtales, Myrtaceae. Bases 67 to 507 code for a protein of 146 amino acids. The record is from RefSeq and is a predicted model, not a curated record. The transcript has 4 exons.